AUUUUUUUAUGGAAGAUUUUUCAGGACUCUUAUACUUAUACGAACAUUGAUGUUGUCAGUGACAUAGUUCUAGUCUUGCGUAACUGCGCCCUUCGCUACUUAUCUGCUCCAAUAUUGGUACUCUCUGAACUCUGGGAGCUUGGUGGUUCUCCAUUCAGAGAGACAGAGAGUGAGGAGAAUAGCAUCCACAGACCAUGGGCAGGCCGCAGAAAUACCGAGGAGUGCGACAACGGCACUGGGGAUCAUGGGUCUCCGAGAUCCGCCACCCUCAAUUGAAGACCAGGGUGUGGUUGGGUACAUUCGAGACUGCUGAAGAUGCUGCGCACGCAUAUGACGAAGCGGCAAGGCUGAUGUGCGGGGCGAAAGCGCGCACCAAUUUCCCCUACGACCCGCACGCGUCCAAGGGACCCAAGUCGCAACUGCUGUCCGCUACUCUCACGGCCAAGCUCCAGCGCUGGUAUUUGCAGUCGCUGCAACCCGACGCUCAGCAGGGAAAAAAGUCUUCCUCUCGAAUGUCUCAGUCGUCGCUUCCGUGUCUUUGCCAACUCAAGCAUGCGGAGCAAUCCAAUCUAGGAUCAUGCCAGAACCAGAUUUCGAGUUCGCAGCCACUAGAAUCCAACCUGGUGAGAAUUGAGCACUUCGAUGACAAUGCCGACUCGUUUCAAGCUCAGCCACAACCAGCGAGCUCCAGCGAUAGCUGCAUCUCGGAAGAAGACAAGUUCGCAGCUGAAAUGAUCGAAGAGCUUCUCAGCUGGCAAACCUCCAGCCAAUUCUACGGUUCCUUCAACUCACCGACGAUGUCUGAUUCCGGUUCCAGCAGCCCCUGCUCUGUCCUUACAGCUUCGGGAUACUAAUCCCACGGUCGUGGUUUUUACUUUUUGGUUUUCUUUUCUUUUGCACUUGCGCCAAGACUAAAAGGUUCGAAAUGCAACAAUGUUGAGCUGGAGAGGAAUGGCGCUUACACAGGGCGACUUUAUCAGUCCUCGGUCGAUCCUCCAUGCGAAACGAACCGUGCUGCCUCUGCAACCUGCCCACCUUUUUGGAGAUUUUCAAUAGUGAUUGUUCAAUUACGACACCAAGAUGAGAGAGAGAGAGAGAGAGAGAGUAUCACAACCCAGAUCGCAGUGUAGCUAGUUAGUAGCGAGUGAGGGGUGGGAUGGGUUUGGGAGUCUAGAAUACCGUAAUCGACACACGGACACACACAUGGACAGACACAAAUACACAGGGAGUCCUCUCGCCGGAAGCUCAAUAGCUAGCUUCUGCGUAGACGAGACUCGGACGUGAUGCUGCAAUGUACACACCUACACACACAGAUGUGCGGCAUCGUAUCCUAAUGAAGAAAUACUGACACACUUUCACAUACACA
Messenger RNA from Physcomitrium patens, 1366 nucleotides. Its product is annotated as ethylene-responsive transcription factor WIN1. The record is from RefSeq and is a predicted model, not a curated record. Gene Ontology annotation, biological process: regulation of DNA-templated transcription. Gene Ontology annotation, molecular function: DNA-binding transcription factor activity; DNA binding. Lineage: Eukaryota; Viridiplantae; Streptophyta; Bryopsida; Funariales; Funariaceae.